GUCUGUCCUUCCUUUCUAUUGAUCCAUAUGGAUCCAGUAGGCCCGUCAUCCACAAGCAGCCAGAUCCAACAGUUGAGUAGCUCAUUUGGAAAACCGGCCCGGCCCAUUAGCAGCAAGAGACAAAAACCUGAUAGCCGUCGAAUUGAGGAAAGAGAGAGGGUUAUCCGCAGUGACGUCCACACACCAAACUCCUUCACUCUCGUCCCGCCACGUGUGCUGAAGAAGCUUCGUAUUUCUCCAGAUCAGGCGGGCCCCACCGUCCACCACCUCCUCGGUAUUUAUCCCCUCCUCGAACCGUGCGACCUGAGCUUCUCUCAAUAAAUUAAAACAAAAUUUUAUUUAUUAUAAAAAAAUCCCCGAUCGACUCCCCUGUUUGUCUGUAUCAUCGUCUCGCCCUCCUCUGCCUCCAUUGAAGAACAAAGGGAGAGGGAAGAAGAAAGGGAAAAGAUGGAUCAUGCGGCGGAUGCACUGCGGACGGACUUGAUGACGAUAACGAGGUACGUGCUGAACGAGCAGUCGAAGCACCCAGAGUCCCGCGGCGACUUCACCAUCCUCCUCAGUCACAUUGUUCUCGGCUGCAAAUUCGUCUGCUCCUCCGUCAACAAGGCUGGUCUGGCGAAAUUGAUUGGGCUUGCUGGGGAGACCAAUGUUCAGGGUGAAGAGCAGAAGAAACUGGAUGUGCUCUCCAAUGACGUCUUCGUCAAAGCAUUAGUCAGCAGUGGCCGCACUUGCAUUCUUGUGUCUGAGGAAGAUGAAGAAGCGACCUUUGUCGAGCCAGCGUUGCGUGGCAGGUACUGUGUCGUCUUCGAUCCCUUGGAUGGAUCCUCCAACAUCGACUGUGGUGUCUCGAUUGGGACGAUUUUUGGGAUUUACAUGGUGAAAGAUUUUACUGAGCCUACCCUAGACCAAGUGUUGCAGCCAGGGAAGAACAUGGUUGCUGCUGGUUACUGCAUGUAUGGAAGCUCCUGCACGUUGGUGCUGAGCACAGGGAGUGGAGUGAAUGGGUUCACUCUUGAUCCAUCCCUUGGGGAGUUCAUACUCACUCACCCUGAUAUUAAGAUUCCAAACAAGGGCAAGAUCUACUCUGUAAAUGAAGGGAAUGCCAAGAAUUGGGAUGGUCCUACAGCCAAGUAUGUGGAAAACUGCAAGUUCCCUAAAGAAGGUUCCUCGCCGAAGUCUCUUCGAUACAUUGGAAGCAUGGUUGCUGAUGUGCACCGCACGUUACUAUAUGGAGGCAUAUUCCUGUACCCAGCUGACAAGAAAAGUCCCAGUGGCAAACUUCGUGUCUUGUACGAAGUCUUCCCGAUGUCAUUCCUGAUGGAGCAAGCUGGAGGUCAGGCUUUCACAGGCAAGGAAAGGGCACUAGACUUGGUCCCGAAGAAGAUACACGAGCGAUCUCCGAUAUUCCUGGGGAGCUACGACGAUGUGGAGGAGAUCAAAGCGCUCUAUGCUGCUGAGGCAAAGAACUAAUGGAUGGAGGAGGUGCUGGUUUUUCUUUUUCUGCAGCAUAGCUGUUGUGUCUAAUGGUGGACUUUGCAUUCAUAGUAUCUCGAAGAAGUUUCAAACAAAUUGUCUAUUCUCCAAUACAGUGAUAAUACACCUCUUUCUGGUUAUGUACGAUAUAUAUAUACCAAUCCCGUAUUAUGAACAAGCUAUAAUAUAAAUGUUCGUGGAAGUGUGUUGUUGUAGUCUUGUGAUUUGCAAUAAGGCCAACAAGAAAACCCAUGAUAGCAUUUUACAGACCCAUAACUGAGCACAACAUUCAACCCACAAUAACAACAUUUUGCCGACUCAUAACUGCAGCCCAAUUGACAAAAUGAUAACCUUUCACGCUAUUUUGAGCUUCUUAUUUUAAUUUAAUUUAAUCUGAUUGAUUUAUUAUUCUUCUUCACAUUUCUGGUGUUCUGACUUCUGAGUAUUAGCUAUGAGAUGUUCCCAAGUUCCGAUGAAUGAGAGAUUGGUUCAGAAAAGAGAGCAAGUUUCUGGUAUGAAGCCUGACUGCACUGCUUCUUAUGACACAACUUGGAGUUUGACAAUCACCACCCCGACCCCUUAAUUUAACGAGACCAGCAUAUUGAGUCAAGUGGCGCUGGCUGGCUUGCUUUAAUAUUAAUGAGACUUUCUUCAAUAUUUUCAUGUUUAUAUAAACAAGGCAUGUACAUUCAUCUUUAAAGUUAUGUUUGUGUUCUGGAAAAAAAACUAUGUGUUUUAAAACGAUGGCGAUUGAAAAUAAUCUAUUGCAUAAUACAAAAAAUUAAAGAGUUCAUAAAUAAUUUUGUUUCAAAUUAUGUUUUACAUAAUGUUACGACUAUUUUCAUUUGAGUAUUACUUAAACAAGUUGAACCACAACUCAUUUCUAGAAAAGAGACUUCAGGAUUCAUUCGACGGCCCUGACCAUGUGAUUGGACACCAAUUUUCUUUAGUGGCGAUUUGCCAAGAGAUUUCUUUGAUAAGUUUGAUGAUGAGUAUCAAGAUACCCUUCCCUUUCAAACCCUUGGACAAAUUUUCAAACACCACUUUUUUUUAUAUAAUGGCGACACCAAUUUUUAUUAAGAACUUUUGAGUUUGUAGCUUGCCAAAUCAAUUUAUCGGCUCCGGUAGACAAUAAAAACAGAUCAAGGGUACCUAACAAAUGCAUCAAGCUCUCCCCUCCCCCUCUCAACACCACCUCUAAGAGUGUAUUUAAGUGGUAUAACCCAAAACUAACCUCUCAUUCUCAAUGUGGACACACUGCGAGACCUUGACAAGUGGGGAAACAGCAGCGGCUGCGACUCGUGGAAAAACCUCGACAAGAGCCCUUUCGAGAAGCCAAACAUCUAACCAGAAAAGAGUGUCAUCUCCUGUUCCGAUCUUAAUCUUCGCAAAUCUCCAGAAAUCGGCUUUUUGUUUAAUAAUUUGCCUCCACUUACCCAAUCCGUGCCAUUCGACGAAUACUUCAAAACCAGUAAGUCCCUCCACCAAACGUCUCUCUCACUUGAAAACCGCCAAAGCCAUUUGCAGAUGAGCGCCUUGUUCUGCAACUCGAGGUCAUUGAUACCCAAACCUCUCCAUUUCUUUGGUGUUUUGCAUCUUUCCCAUGCUACUAAGUGGAUCUUUCUCUAUUCACACAACCCAGACCAUAUAAACUCCAACUGCAUACCUUCUAUCUUUUGGAUUACGGCUUUGGGUGCUAGAUAGAGUGACCCUCUAAACAAAGGUUGGCUCACCAAACAGGCAUUACUCAACACGACUCUUCCACCUAAGGACAACAAGCCUCCUUUCCAGCUUACCAAUCUCGAUUGCAUUCUUGUUAUAGCAGGAUUCCAGAUUAUGGACAAAACAUAUCGAGAUUGAGCCGGGAGAGGACGCUGUCAGGUCGAGGAGAGUACACAUGAGCGCUCCGCCCCACCUAUAGGGUGGGUACUAUGACUAUCCACUCCAAAACAAACCAAAUAGAUUGGGUAGCACGGAUUAGGUGAAAUUGUCAUCCCUACUUUUACCUCAAAUUUUCACUCCAUCCAAAUUAAUACCCUAAAACCCUAUUACGUGAUCCCGCUCACGAUUCACCGGCUGAAUUGGCAGGUUUUUAGCAAGUAUUUACAUCGUUCUCAUUUGUUUGAUACAAGAAUUAAGAUGGUUUGAAUGAUUAUGGUAAUGCUAAAACAUCAUAUACCAAAAUUAUCCAUGUAUGAUGUAUCACAAACGAUAGAGGAAGAGUGAUUCUUAUUAUGUUCCAAGUCCGUUCAUUCAAUGCGACAAACCAAAUUCAGUGGUUUCCUAGUUUCUCCACCCACGUUCCCACUUGUGUUCCUUUCCCAUCAAUAUUUAGUCGUCUCUUCCCUGUUGUUUUGACCAAUAUAUGCCAACAAGCAUGAUGGGCACAGUUCAGGCCACCCAUUAUUAUAUGUAAAAUAGUCAUCAACGUACCAAAAGAAAUUCUCUUGCCAUCCAAUCCAUGACCCAAAUGGCCGCCCCUCUACCUCUACGGCUCUACUAGAUGUGUUUACUUGGACCAGUUCGUUUUAGACUAGGAUCGAAAAUGAGACAAUUUGACCAACUAUUCUAAUGUUCUUGCAGAUAAUAACGAGAUUUACGAUCGAGUACUAGGAUUAGAACUCAUGAAUGGGAAGAUAUGAAAAGAGUUGAAAUGCAACGAUUUGCAUCUCGAGGUAAAGCAACAUAUAAUUAACAUAAAGUUAACAACGUGUGUUGUAUGUCCAUCAAACACCAGCCUUAACUUCAGUCAAGAGUGUUAAUUGACAAAACACGCCAUAGAAAGUAUCCUCUAUUAUUUUUUAUGACAGAGAACCUUUACUCGUGGUCGUCAGUUUGGACUAGCUGGAAGAAUGAUGGUUUAAGACCAAAGGGAGGGUUGGAUGCACUAGGACGGAUGCCCAUAACAACCCUAAGUGCAAUGGGAGUAGGAACAUGAUUUUCAUGCUAAAACUCAACCACUGUAAGUACAAUCACACUUUGUGUGCUACAACUCAGUCAUCCACCUCAGGACUAUGAUACAUCUCUAUCUCGGAAUUGCUACAGAAGGGGGAUCAAUGCUAUCGCUAGGUACACACGACCUUGUGUGUAUCGUGACUUACCAACUUAGCUAUCAUUUUAUAGACAAAAAUAAACUGCGGAAAUCUAAAAUUGUGACUUUUCCGUUGUUGGAGGAUUAGUAUCACUUUGAUUUUUUUUACCUUAGUAAAUUACAUUCUUAACUACAUCUUUCACGUGUGUUACUUCUUCAUAGAAUAGGAUAAGGUGACAACCUCUUAAUGGGGUUGUCACUCUAACAACCUACUUCUACAUUGUGGUUUUUCCCCUUUUUUUUAAAUCGGCGGUCAAAAUUGUUUCAUGAAAAUUUUGAAAACAAAAAAGUAUUACUUCUUAUUCCUACCCCCUUCCAUAUAUGACGUUCCAUCUUCGUCUCUCUCCCAAACCCUCACAAUUCACUGUUUCCUCCCCUCUCUCCCUAGCAGCCUGAAGGAAGACGGUGAAAGCCGCUCCACAAACGACAAAGGCAUUCCAGACGCCAACGACAACAACCCUCUCAUCAACGACAGUGGCUCCAUUGUGUUACUGAUCCCAUUGAUUUUUUGUUUUAAAACUCGUACCUAAGCUUUAUAUUAAGAUAUUGGUUCGCCUAAAUUGGUAUUGGUUUUCUGAAGUGGUAGUGUUUUUCAUGAUUCAGUACUGAUUUCUUGUUUUAUUUUUGUAGUGGUAUUGAUUCGUUUGAAUUGGUGUUGGUUCGUCUAAACGGAGACAAAAAAAGAAUUGAGAAGAAGAAUGCAUAGAGAUGGCCAGUGAUUUCUUGUUUUAUUUUUGUAGUGGUACUGAUUUGUUUGAAUUGGUGUUGGUUCGUCUAAACGGAGACAAAAAAAAAAAAGAAUUGAGAAGAAGAAUGCAUAGAGAUAGCCAGAGAAGCAGAUAGGGGACUUAGAAGAGAGGGAAAAAAAUGUAAUUAAUAAAUAUUUGUAACUUUUUAAAAUGUAAUUAUUCAAUUUUAUUUUUCAUACACAAUUUAUUCUUAGUUGUCACCAUGACCACUAGUAAGGUAUGCACUAUAACAAGUAUCCUCUUCACAAUGAAACUGGAGAUUACAUUCAAUAAUCAAGACUAAAAAAGCAAAGCUGAUUAGCUUUAGGUUAAAGAUCCAUAAGAGGUUUUGUUAAAGUGGUUGGAAAUGUAACUUUAAUCAAGCUAGAGUGUCUUACAAGAUAGCAAAUUGAGAAAUUAAUUAUAUCAUCAUGUAUAGAUAAAAAUCUUGUAGCAUAUUAUUUAUGUCAUAACAUAAGUUGUUCCACUUGAUGGCUCGAGGUGUUACUUUGGAUAGUUGACCAAAUUACAAUGAUGGAAUUUUCCGAUUAAGAUUGAGCAUAUUUUGGAAGGUGCUUUGGAAAAUCCUCAUUGAAAGUCAUUAUCACUUAUCAUCAGGCAACUAUCCAUUUAUUCAAGUGUCACACACAAGGAAAUUAACAAAGAUAAUUGCACGAGAGAUAUAUUAAGAUGUAUAAUAAAUUCCGUAUUAAUCAAUUGAUUUGCCAUUUUGAAGAAGCCUAUUUAUUUUUACCUUUUCUUUCUCAUAGGGAUGUAAUUUAAUUACUUAUAUAUGAUCAUCCGUUUACCAUGGAUCUCAUAUUAAGAUGUAUAAUAAAAAUCCAGCCUAUCACUACGUAUUAUUAUUACCACUAGUACAUAAUGAAUGCACAUGAAGGAUUGGAAGUAUUAUUUUGAAGGGGCUAGCAUCAGGUGACUAAGAGGGGGGCCUUAGUCACAUGACUAAGUAAAUCUCAGCCCUUCCAUCUCAUUAAAAUCUAAUGGCUACAAUUAAUCUACUUUAAUGAAGGGCAAAAUUGUAA
Linum trigynum is the source of this 6335-nucleotide messenger RNA. The record is from the annotation of a GenBank genome assembly. NCBI's taxonomy places the organism in Eukaryota, Viridiplantae, Streptophyta, Magnoliopsida, Malpighiales, Linaceae.